Molecule: messenger RNA, 360 nt
Organism: Medioppia subpectinata
Lineage: Eukaryota; Metazoa; Arthropoda; Arachnida; Sarcoptiformes; Oppiidae
Source: the annotation of a GenBank genome assembly
AUGGAUUUUCGACGUAGCGAGUUUAAAGAGUUGGACGAAACGUUUGUCAAAAUAAUGUCGACUAUAAUACCGGCAAAACCAGCAAAAGAGUUGAUCUCAACGAUGGAGUGGUUGAAGGAAUGCAUAUUAUAUAACGUUCCGCACGGAAAGCGCAACAGAGGUCUGGCAGUGGUCUCGACGUAUCGUAUUCUCGCUGAACAACAGGCGAAGACACCGACGCCUCAAGAGCUAGAGUUGGCGCGAGUGCUCGCCUGGACCGUCGAGUUUCUUCAGUCAUACUUUCUCGUUGUCGACGAUAUGAUGGAUCAGUCAAUUACACGACGAGGACAGCCCUGUUGGUACAAACUGGAAAACCUUUGA